AUGUCGCUUCAAUGUCCGCGAUGUACUUUCAUCGCUACCCUAAGGACAUGGCGGCCCCGCCAACUACCCCGCCAUACUCGUCUCAUACUCCCCACCAUCCCUUCUCGAACUCUUACAACUACAUUACCGCUUGACCGCAGUGUCACUGCCAGGCGCCGAUACGAGAAAUCUAGGCAGGAUAAAGAGGAGCAAACCGAGCAACAUGUCGUGGAUAUCCUACAAAGAAUCGAGGAAUUAGAACCGGGCGGCACACUUACGAUCCACGAGGAUGAGGAGCGUUUCAUGAAUGGUGUAUACCAGCACUACCAAAUAAACGAUGAAAAAAUCCCGAAAUUUAAACUCGAAGUUAUAAAGCGGACAGCUGUUGAGUUUUUGGAUGAUAGUGGGCUUUCGGCAUCACCCAAGAUACAGGGAGGUCGCAUAACAUUCGGAGAAACGAUGGAAUCAAAAUAUCCAAAUGCAUCGAAGAAGAAGUUUGAUCGGGGCGGAAGGGAUUCUGAUCCUCGACAGCUAGGAUUGGAAAAUCAAGGAUCUCCUUUCACUGCAUUUAGGCCAAACCUCGCGAAGGAAGUUUUUGCACCUCGAGGGCCCGAUCCUGAACAGAUUGGUUCUCAUCGUUUUCGUCCUACAUCACCACCAAUUGUUUAUGAAAACCAGGUUUCUACACCGACAAUGCGCGAGAAGCUUAUGAAUGAAUGGCGUAAGAAAGAGGAAGCUCAUAAAAUUGCCUACAACAAAGGGACGAGUGUAGAUGUGGUCCUAGAGAAAAUCAUGGAAAAUGCGGUAUGGCUGGAAGAAGCUACGGAGGAAGCUACGUCUAUAGAUGCAAGUUCUGGAGGGGGAUAUGAUAAUGCUUAUGAUCUGGACCCUGAGGCUUAUGCGUCAAGAAAUGUGGAUUUGGUUCCCGGCAGCUUGGUGGAAGUCAGAUAUACAGACGCAUCGGUUCCGUUCCUGGCCAUAUUCCUGAAGAACAAGACAGGAAACUACUCUCGUGAUUCCUUUGUACUCUCUCCACAGGGCGCUAUCCUAAUCACUGCUGUGGAUAUGUCCCGGUUCACACUCCCCGGGUUUAUUCCGGUGGAAAAAGUUGACGAACUUAUAAAAGAUUCCCAAACGACGGGACGACUAAAUGCGGACCUGGUACGAGACAUGAUAACACUUGUCCGUGAGUUCAGGGCAAGGGUGCAUCUUCGAUACCCAACCUUCAACGCAAGGAUCGAUAAAUUGCAUACAGAAUUACUCAGUCGUAACGAUGGUGAUGAGAAAGAGACGAAGGUUGUGACUACGGAUGAAGUCGCGAGGAUGAUGAUUGGAGAGGCGGAUCCUUCGAAGGAGGAUAGAUACGCUGCACAUAUAGCAUUGUUCGCGCGACGGGAUCUGUUCACGGUGGGCGAAGGAUGGGGAGAGGAGACUGUGUGGAACGUUAAAAGCUUGGAAGGAGUUGAAAGAGCGAAGAGGAUUGAGAAGUUGAUUAGAGACAGUAUUGCGGAUAAGGACUCAGAAGGUGGGAAGAUUGUCCAUGGUUUCGUGAGAAAGGCAAGGGAGAUCAUCGACUUGGGCAGGCAAGCUAGGAAAGAAGGGAAGAGUACCGAUGAGGUGAAAAACGAACUCACGGUUGAGUGGACUGACGAAGAGAUGGAGCUUCUAAGGGCGCUUGAGGAGGCUUUGGAAUAUAGACGUGGGCUGAGUGUGACACUCAAAUCACUGUAUCCACAUGUUCUAGGGCUAUUAAAUAGAUACGAUAAGGGCAAGCUACUGGAUGAACAACGACUGUUUGAAUUCCUAGGAGAAGUGGGAGUUUGUUCGCCCUGGGAGGAUUCGGUAUUAAGAGAGCGAGAGUUGGGUUUACCAGGUCACCGGGCUACUGUGGAGGCGGAGGACGAUGGAAGGCUAUAUGAUAACAUUGAGAAAGAGGAGGGCUCGGUGGAGAAGUUGGGGCUGAAGGAUAUAAUGGAGGGCUUACGACAUGACUGGGGGGAUAUGCCAGUUUAUUGCGUUGACGAUGCGGAAACGAAGGAUAUCGACGACGGCGUCUCGCUGGAGGAGAUCAAGAACUCGAAAGACGUGUGGCUGCACGUCCAUGUUGCCAACCCGACAGCUUUCCUUCCACUAGACCACUGGAUCUCUGAGAUUGCGGCGAAGAGAACGCAGACGUUUUACGGCCCGGCUAGGAAUUACCCGAUGGUUCCGUUAAGGCUUUCAGUUGAGAAGCUCGGGUUAGCACCGAAUCGGCCGGCGAUGACGUUUAGUAUACGGGUUGAUAGGGAGACUGGUGAACAUAAGGAUAUACAGGUUCGAGCUUCGACCGUGAAGAACGUGAAGCGGGUGUCAUAUGCGUACAUGGACAAACUACUCGGAGUCACGGCUGCAGAAACUGUAGUUUUGUCGAAUAAGCCGCAAUCCGAGAAAACCGAAGAGCCGGAACCGGAUGUUAACGAAAAGGACUUAGAAACCUUGAGGAACUUCCACAAGCUAGGAUAUAGGUUACUCCAACGUCGGGUACGAAACGGAUGUAUGGAGGUUUCGAAACAAGCCAGCCUCGAUAUUGUAGUCGAUAACGGACAUGGAAACGAAAUUCACCCCGGUCUUCUCAAGAAACCAGUUUUAGACGUCUACGAACCCACGAUCACAUUGAAGUUUUCGGAGUUGACGAGGUCGAAGGAGACCUUCUCGUCCGCAAGUGCAAUUCGAGAAGCUAUGACGAUGGCUGGUGAAGCGGCAGCCGUGUGGAGUAAUCAGAGAGGCCUGAUGCAGAUGUACCGGCAGCACGCCUUUAUAUGGCCCAGCAAAGCCGAAGAGAAAAAGUGGCUUGAUCUCCUAGCGAAGGCAAAGGGCGAAGAUGGUAUCAUACCCGUUGACUUCUGGAAGCUUUAUUUCCCGGCUGGAGGGUCUAAAAUAACACCCCGGAUGGAGAGACACAUGGCACUGGGACUGGAAGGCUAUGUCAAGGUUACCAGUCCUCUUCGAAGAUUUGCAGACUUUGUGAGCCAUCAUAUCAUUCAGCGACAAAUAUUGGCGGAGCACGAAGAAUAUAAAGGCGACAAGGAAGCGUUAAAGAAACCCAUGUUGACGGAGACGGAAGUAAUGAAUUUCUGUAAGGAUAUUCGGCACAGGGAGCAGAUACUCAAGAGCGCGGACAAUGCGACUCUAAGACUUUGGAGCAUUAGGCUGCUGAAGCAGCUCUGGAAAGCUCGGGAUCCAAGGCUACCGGAAGAAGUCGAUAUCGAGGUUAUCAGCGUUGCGACGCAUCCUACUCCAGUCUCCGGAGAGAUCAAGGGAUUGGGAGUUUCUGGAGCUAGAGUCUACUUGCCGGGUAAUAUUGGAAAGUCGGUGAAGUACGGGGACGUUGUGAAGGGGAAGAUUUCGCCGUGGCAUUGGUCUACUGAUUCGAACAAUGCGCAGAUUGUGGCAUUCGAGUAUACGGAUUUCGUGAAGCCCAUGAGCGAUGUUAGGAGUGAGUUCUUUGAGAGAAUCGGGGAGGGGGUUAGGUGGGAGUAG
Orbilia oligospora ATCC 24927 is the source of this 3498-nucleotide messenger RNA. RefSeq lists its product as uncharacterized. Gene Ontology annotation, molecular function: RNA binding; 3'-5'-RNA exonuclease activity. Gene Ontology annotation, biological process: mRNA catabolic process. Gene Ontology annotation, cellular component: exosome (RNase complex); P-body. NCBI's taxonomy places the organism in Eukaryota, Fungi, Ascomycota, Orbiliomycetes, Orbiliales, Orbiliaceae. The record is from RefSeq and is a predicted model, not a curated record. The coding region runs from base 1 to 3498 and encodes 1165 amino acids. The transcript has 2 exons.